UUACCAAGUUAUUACCAGCAGGAAAUUGAGUGAGCUCAAACUACAGAGUUAAGAUCAAUACGUUUUUUCUAUAUCCAUACCUUGAAAAGGCUUCUGACCAGUUUCAGAUGAGUGGCUCAAAACUACCAGAGCUCUUGGCUCCACCUUAAUUCCUCUCAUUCUUGCAGUUUCAACAUAUCAUUCAGAAGUGUUGCUUCAAAUCGACACAGACAUAAACAGAGACAGACCAGUAAGACAGAUACCUUCAGAAUCUCAGCUGCAUCAUGAAGGAAAACUUUGAGCCCACAGUGAAAUUAAAGCUGGUGAAUGUAGCCAGCUCCACGGCACAAUCCCAGGGCAAACCAAAGCAGAGAGAACAGUGGGCCAGUAAGGUGGAGUUUUUUCUGGCGGUUGCAGGACAUAUCAUUGGUCUGGGAAAUGUGUGGAGGUUUCCUUAUCUGUGUUACAAAAACGGAGGGGGAGCUUUCUUUGUGCCAUACAUACUGUUCCUAUUUUCCUGUGGCAUACCUCUCUUCUUCUUGGAAACAUCACUGGGCCAGUACACUAGCCAGGGUGGCAUCACAUGCUGGAGGAAAAUUUGCCCUCUAUUUGAAGGACUGGGCUAUGGUAGCCAGAUUGUGAUCCUGUACACUGGAGUUUAUUACAUCAUUAUUCUGGCCUGGGCAUUUCUCUACCUGUUCUUCUCAUUCAGCUCAGAGCUCCCAUGGGCUAACUGCAAGAAUAGCUGGAAUACAGAGUCCUGCAUGGAAUUCAGCAAGAACAACAUGACUGAUAAUAUUACAGACAAAAUUACAUCCCCAGUUGUGGAAUUCUGGGAGAAAAGGAUUCUGGGUUUGUCUGGUGGCAUAGAAGAAAUGGGUAAUGUGAGGUGGGAGCUGGCUCUGUGUCUCCUGUUGGCCUGGACCAUUUGCUACUUCUGUGUGUUUAAUGGUGUGAAGUCUACAGGCAAGGUGGUCUAUUUCACUGCUACCUUUCCUUACUUGAUGUUGAUGGUGCUCUUGGUGCGUGGACUGACGCUGCCUGGGGCAAUUAGCGGAAUCACAUUUUAUCUCUACCCAGAUCCUUCUCGCCUCACAGACCCACAGGUGUGGAUGGAUGCAGGUAGCCAGAUAUUUUACUCCUAUGGAGUUUGCACAGGGACUCUGACAGCUUUAGGAAGCUAUAAUAAAUAUGACAACAACUGUUACAGAGACUGCAUGUACUUGUGCUUGUUAAACAGUAUGACUAGCUUUGUGGCUGGAUUUGCUAUUUUUUCUGUGUUGGGCUUCAUGGCUGAUGAACAGGGAAUGGACAUUUCAAUGGUGGCAGAGUCAGGCCCUGGGCUGGCAUUUAUUGCUUACCCACGUGCAGUGGCCUUGAUGCCUUUCCCUCAGUUAUGGGCAGUUUUCUUCUUCAUUAUGAUCCUUUUCCUUGGACUAGAUAGUGAGUUUGUAUAUCAUGAAGCCAUGGUAACAGCAAUCUCAGAUAUGUACCCCUUGUUCUUCCAAAAUGGACACCGACGUAAAAUCCUACUUCUCCUAAUCUGUAUAGUCAGCUUCCUUGUUGGUCUGCUGAUGGUAACAGAGGGCGGGCUGUAUGUCUUCUUGUUAUUUGAUUAUUAUGCUUGCAGUGGAAUGACUUUGCUGGCCUUUGCCAUUCUUCAGUCCAUCUGUGUUGGAUGGGUUUAUGGUGCAGACCGUCUGUAUGACAACAUUGAAGACAUGAUUGGUUUUCGUCCUUGGCCCCAUAUGAAGUUCUGCUGGAAAUAUGUGACCCCUGUUAUUUGCAUAGGGACAUUUGUCUUCUCCUUGGUUAAAUACACUCCUCUGAAGUUGAAUAACCUAUAUGAGUACCCCUGGUGGGGUUACGCUCUCGGGGGAUUCUUCACACUCUCCUCUACCAUGUUGGUCCCUUUAUGGAUGGUAUAUGCAUUUUACAAGACCCCUGGCUCAAUAAGUCAGGUAAAUCUCCAUAACAGUAGAAACAAAGAGUGAGCAAUUUUAUUUUGGGAAAAAAUGGGCUACAUUGUUACUGAAGGAUAAUUAUUACAUAUAAAUUAAUAUUAAAUGUUAGGAAUUUAUUUUGUUGCUAUCUUUUAUUGAUUGUCUUUAAAAAAAAAAAAAAAAGACUUUCAACAAGCUGUCUGGCUAUUCAUGAUUUUCAAUUCAUGAUUUAAGAUUUCAUGAUUUUCAGAAUUUUCAUUUUACUAAUGCGUAUAUAUAUAUAAGAUAUAUAAUAUAUUGGUAUAUGAUAGUUUUAUGCUUUUAAAACUAAUGAAUGAAAAACGUAUAUAUUUCCAGAGAAUGAAAACUCUGUGUACUCCUGCUGAAGAUCUGCCUAAUCCUAAAUCACCCAAAGGUGUCCGCACCUUUUGCACUUUUGAGACCUUUACAGAUCUGCAGAC
This is a messenger RNA of Ictalurus furcatus (blue catfish), 2383 nucleotides long. Its product is annotated as sodium- and chloride-dependent GABA transporter 2-like. The record is from RefSeq and is a predicted model, not a curated record. The transcript is spliced from 14 exons. Gene Ontology annotation, cellular component: membrane. Lineage: Eukaryota; Metazoa; Chordata; Actinopteri; Siluriformes; Ictaluridae. The coding region runs from base 264 to 1973 and encodes 569 amino acids. Gene Ontology annotation, biological process: sodium ion transmembrane transport.